Messenger RNA from Oppiella nova, 2300 nucleotides. The record is from the annotation of a GenBank genome assembly. NCBI's taxonomy places the organism in Eukaryota, Metazoa, Arthropoda, Arachnida, Sarcoptiformes, Oppiidae.
GAUGACUUCCCCGAACCGUAUCUACAGAAGAGUCCGUCGACUGAAUGCUCAGACAAUUUAGCACCAGAUAUGAGCCAAUGUGUGGAACAACACACAGAGCUAUACACACAUCAAGAGGUGGACGAAGACGUCGAAGACUCGCCAAUCAGAGCGUCGUUGAACUCUCGGUUGUCUCAAAGCAAACCCAUAACUAUCGCCGCCUCCAGAAGUGGCGAGUCGUCGACGGCUUCCUCAUUGAAAGAGUUCGAGAGACUUGAGAGCGAAAUGAGAGCAAAAGGCAGUCAUCACGGCUCGAGCGACUCCCUGGGCUCCAGCUUUGAGGGCAGGGCUGCUGUGGGUCGCGGCAGCGAUCGAGACGAGCACUCUAUGAGCUCCAGUAUCAAUGAGUUCGAGAAACUGGAGAAAGACUGCUCGGAAGCCGAGGCCAUCGAACGGCGCGCACAGGAAGAGGCGGCCAGACUGUCGGAGAUAGAGGAAGGACACGAGAGUCAGGCCAGUCAGGAGACCCUCUCAGACCCGGGAAAUCACGGGUCGGACGACACGGACUCCGACUACGAGAAGCGGAUGUCAGAGAUUGAAGAUAUGAUGAAAAUAUCGCAAAAGUCCAUCUCUAGGGGACAGAUAGAUAACAAUACGACAACAACUGACAGCCAAUCCAUUGAUAAGAGUAUUAGUGAUGACAUGAGAGAAGAUAAGACGCGAUCGCAGUCUCAAAGUGCAAGCGCUGCUCAACUCAUACUAACGCGAAAAGUAGUGUCGACUGAAAGCACGGAUUCACACCCGAAGAGCUCAAUCUCUACCAUUAAUACGGAUUCACUGAUCGACAGAAUCGGAGACUUAGAGCGAGAGUAUAGAGACGACAACAAAUCCAUGUCUUCGGACGAGUUCAAAGACGACUCCAUACAUGAGUUGGACUUUCAAAGCGAGACAAUGAAUGAGAAUAUGAGCGCAAACCUGACGUGUGAGUCGGGAGGACCCGCUUUGGCCACUCUUCGGGAAGAGACCGACUUCGAGGAGGAUUCACUCAGAGACAGCUUUCACGGCAUCGCUAAGCCAUUGGAGUGUAUGCUCUCGAGUACGGACUCCAUGGAAGUGACCAAUUCUGGUGCCACACACGCGACCUAUCAGUACGACACCGGCAUGUCUUCGAGUAUCAACAGUUACCUCACAUCAGGCGAUGAGUCGACAAUGAUCUCGAGCACUGACACCACGGAACUGUUCAACGCAUCGCCCGAUCCGUUACACAGCGACCAGAGAUCGCAAUUUAGACAUCAUUUUGAGGACGACAUCCCCGAUGAGUUCGAAGAGAUCCAAACCGAGGAUCAAAGAGGAAAUAUUAAGAUAAUCCGACGAAUCAAACGUUCAGUUCCUCCGUCACAGCAGACGGCCGGCGCUUCCAGUUCUUCGGAAAGCGAAGAGAAAUUCCUGGAAAAGCUUCGGAUGUCUGCCGAAGCGGGCAAUGAAGUGAUUGAAGAGGAGAAAGGUUUCGAUGAAUACGGAAAUGUAGUCAUCAGGCGUACGGUGAAGACCAUUAGCACUCAGGGCCCGGACCUGACCAAGAAGUCAGUGAGCGGUCAAUUGGCUCAGAAAGAGACGGAUGAGUUUCUGGAGCCGUUCACCAAAUUGGAGACAAUUACUAAUGUCGAUGAAUACGAAGGGGUGGACGAGUUGGGCAAUCCGUACAAAGUUUAUCAGGAGGUGACCGUAAGGCCCGAAGUGAGAACCCUUACGUUCAGCGGACCCGACGCCCAGAAACAGUUGGAUCAGUUCAUGAGCACCUGGUCCGGCGAUAAGAGUGAAUUGAUCGAGAUCAAUCAGCAAAACUCUAAUCAAAGCUCUAAUCGCGAGUCAAAUAUUAGUGAUAGUAAUAAAGCCGAGAAUUUUGGUAAACAAAACGGCAAAAGAAGUCAGAAUAAGGAAAACUUUUCCACUUUUACUGGAAAUACGAGAGUCUUAACAGAAACCGUGUCCGACACGGACGGACACACGACUGUUAUGGAGACCACUAUAUAUCACUCACAAGAGCCACAAGAAUCGGAUGCCCUCCGCGAGAGUAUGACUCAAAUUCUGGACGACUUUCUGAGCGACGGGUCGGCGGCCAAGAAGUCCUAAAAGACGAGCGAAAUCUCCUCAAAAACACCCAAUCAUUAGAACAUUAGCUGAAAAUGCCUUAUAUUUCUCAAACAAUUGGUCACAAAAUCUCUUCGAAACCAAUGAUUCCUUCAAACGCUUGAAAUAAUUGGCGAAAUAAACUCAUAAAACAUAUAUUCCUUUCAAUUUUGUGCCACUUUUUAGCAAAC